Molecule: messenger RNA, 1335 nt
Organism: Arabidopsis lyrata subsp. lyrata
Lineage: Eukaryota; Viridiplantae; Streptophyta; Magnoliopsida; Brassicales; Brassicaceae
Product: putative F-box protein At4g17200
Source: RefSeq, a predicted model, not a curated record
UCAUGAAAGACAGCACAAGACUUGUCGUAUGGAAUUCUUAUUUGCGACAAACGAGAUGGAUACAAGUAGCCCAGAAACAAUUUCCACAGACUAGACAGGUAUGCUCUUGGAUAUGACAAGAACCGUAACCACAAAAUCUUGAGGUUUAUAGAUGGCUACCUCACUUUCGAAAAACACGUUUUCGAUCGGGUUCGAAAUCUACCAUCAUAGCUCUAAUUCAUGGAGGGUUGUUGAUGUCACUCCGGACUGGAAUGUAGAGUUUUAUCAACGCGGCGUGUCUUUGAAGGGAAAUACUUACUUUUACGCUCAAGAAAAAUUAAUAAUGGAAGGAGAGGGACUGGACGACGUAGAAACAACACAUCUUCCCGUUUUUCUACUCUGUUUUGAUUUUACAGCAGAGAGAUUUGGACCGCGUCUUCCUCUACCGUUUCACUCUCAUGAUGAAGAGAUUGUGUCUCUAUCUUGUGUCAAAGAAGAGCAGCUAGCUGUGUUAUAUCAAAACUAUGCUAUAUGCUUGGACAUUUGGAUUACGACGAUGAUCGAGCCUACUGCGCUGUCUUGGAGCAAGUUUUUGAAAGUGGAUAUGAGACCACUCACUGGCUUUAAGUUAUAUGCUGAAGCUGGGAGUUUCUUUAUUGAUGACGAGAAGAAAGUCGCCGUGGUUUUCGAUCUAGACGGAUAUAAAAAGACCGAGACUUGUCGCUACCAAACAGCUCACAUCAUUGGACAAUAUGGAUACUUCAAAUCUGUGAAUAUCCGAGAAGCUCCGAAUCUCGGGAAACCUGACAGAUUUGGAUUUACUCUCUCCAUUUAUUGUGUCCCACUUGUGUGCUCUUCUUAUGUUCCAAGUUUAGUGAAGAUAGAUUAGUUAGUUCCAUUUUCUUAAAUUUGUUCCUUUUUUAAACAUUUCCAUGUCCUUUUGAACAAGACUACUACUGCUGCUAGUCGAUUAUUAAUUUGUUUUUGCUAUUAUUCAUCUCCUUGUUCAAGAGCUCUUUUCUCUGAAUAACUUUUCCCUCAUUUUUCUUCCCAAUUCUUAUUUCUGCCUCAUGAUUUACUUGUUUAUGUGAUCAUUCAAUAAUGUUUAAGCUAGUACUGCAAGGUUGUGAUCAUUCCUUUAGUGUUUCUUCUUUGCUGUUAUAGUUUGGGCUUUAUGCUGCUGUAACCAUCUUGAUGCGUUUUCUGGAGGGAUGUUCUGUUAUAACUACAGAGACCUUAUGUUUAGGACCAAAAUACUUUUCUAUAGCUUUGUCUUCUUGACAAGGUUACUUUUGGGGUGGAAAAUUGAUGAACUAAAUUACUUGUUAUGUAAGAUGAAAUUCGAAUACUGUAUAU